AUGUUGGGGUUGGUCACGUCGUUUGCGUUUAAUACUCUGUAUUACCCAUCAUCCUUGAUCAUCCGAACAGCAUUAUUUUUUAUAACUCCGGCUGUUGUUAAUAUCGGUCUAAAAUUAAUCUACCGGAUUGUUCGUGCUGUAGUCACAGUAUUUGCAGCUGGCAUUUCGCAUUCCAUCCAGAGGUUUUACGUUGUUGCGAUUGGCUCAAAAGAUUUCAAACGGGCCGAAGAGUUCAAGAAAAAGCAUCAGUUAACUGAUGCUGUUCCUUAUGGUUCAUAUGAAGAGUUUGUACGGGAUCCCAAUAUCGACAUUGUCUACGUCGGAACGCGUAAUAAUCAACACAAAAAUGAUGUAAUUCUUUGUGCAAAUGCAAAAAAGAGUAUUUUGUGCGAAAAGCCAAUGGGUCUGAGCAAAGCUGAAGUUGUAGAAAUGUUCGAAGCAGCUAAAAAGAAUGGCGUCUUUUUGCAAGAGGCGUUUUGGAGCCGAUACUUUCAAAUAUACAGAGAAAUUCGUAAAAUAAUUGACGAAGGGAAAGUCGGCGAGGUACAGGUUGUAGACGCGAGCUUGGGCCAUCCAAUGUUUGAUAAAGUGGAACGUUUACAUAGACGCGAAUUAGGUGGUGGAAUGGCACUUGACCUUGGGUGCUAUUUAGCUCAGUUUGCACUACAUGUUUUUGGCCAAGAUGCCAAGAUUGAGAAACUUCUGGCUGUUGGUUGGACAGACAAGGGUGUCGAUGUCACGGGAUCUUUCGUAAUAAAGUUUGAGGGCCAUAGAGUUGCUUCUCUCAGCUACUCUGGAACUGCUGAAAUGAAAUGUGCUGCCAACAUUUAUGGAACAAAGGGCAGAAUUGAGAUUCCAUCGAGCAUGCAUUCUCCGGAGGACUAUUCAGUUAUGGUAGUAGAUGGUGGUAAUCAGUCGUCAGAAAAUCACCAUAUUGAAAGACCAAAGGGUGAUAUGAACAAAUUCCAUUUUCCGACUUCGAAUGGUUUGGCAAACGAAGCCGCUGGAGUUCGAAAACACUUUUUGACAGGCAAGAGCAGUAAAGAAUGCUGUCCGGAGUUCACAGAGAAUGAGUCAUACAAAGUUGCUGAAAUUCUGGAUAUGAUUCGUAAACAAUUGGAAGUGGACUAA
Enterobius vermicularis (human pinworm) is the source of this 1131-nucleotide messenger RNA. The record is from the annotation of a GenBank genome assembly. Lineage: Eukaryota; Metazoa; Nematoda; Chromadorea; Rhabditida; Oxyuridae.